Molecule: messenger RNA, 1660 nt
Organism: Anolis sagrei ordinatus
Lineage: Eukaryota; Metazoa; Chordata; Lepidosauria; Squamata; Anolidae
Gene: IER3IP1
Product: immediate early response 3 interacting protein 1
Biological process (GO): endoplasmic reticulum to Golgi vesicle-mediated transport
Cellular component (GO): COPII-coated ER to Golgi transport vesicle; endoplasmic reticulum membrane; Golgi membrane
Source: RefSeq, a predicted model, not a curated record
GCGAGCGAGCCGCGCAUGCGCAGUCGGGACACCCAAUGUGGCGUCGGCUGUGGCGGCUCCUUCUUCUCUGAGGGAAGGAAAAAAGCGGCAAGGAUGGCGUUCACGCUGUACGCCUUGCUGCAGGCCGCGCUCCUGUUCGUGAACGCCAUCGCCGUGCUGCACGAGGAGCGCUUCCUCCGGAGAAUUGGCUGGGGAGCAGACCAAGGAAUUGGAGGAUUUGGAGAAGAUCCAGGAAUUAAAGGACAAUUAAUGAACCUUAUCCGAUCUGUACGAACAGUUAUGAGAGUUCCAUUAAUUGGUGUAAACACAGUUACAAUAGUAUUGCUUUUGUUGUUUGGCUGAAGAUGAACUCUUUCCAAAGAAGCUGCAUAGUAUUUCGAACAAAUGGACUCCUGGCUGGUUUGCGCAUUGGGAUUCAAACUGGCUUGGCUAUCACAGCCACCCUUUUGCCUCAAUAAAGACCUUGUUUCUAUUUAUUGUAUCCCUUAACAUUCACUUGUGUUUCAUUGUGCCAGAGAACUGAAUCAAGGCAAGAGUGAUGUGUACAUAUGCCGAAUUUGAACAGAUUUCCUCACUUAAUAGCAUCAAGUGCUAUCUGUCGUAACAUAUAGUAAUACUGGUAAUUACUUAAAGUACUGUUCCUCAGGGCUAAAUUUCCUAUCAGUACACUUGAGGGCUUUCCAAGUUCAAUUUUGUUCAGGUAAUAAUGAUUACCUUAAUUUAUAGAUAAAUGCUGUACAUUUUUGGGGACCAGAGAAGGCAAAUCUACUCUAUGCGCUUAAUAUCAGAGAAUGGAAAUUUUGGUUUUUUAAAAUACUUUGGUAGUAAAACAAGUAGUAUGACAUUAAGAUUUCUACACGCCACUGAACUUUUAAGCUUAAUGCUUAUUUUCAAAAACUAUAUGUUGUGACUUCUACAUAGCUAGAUCUAGAUCAGUGGUUCCCAAGUUUUAGGCCUCCAGCCGUUUUGAACUUCAGGGAGUUGAACAUCUGGAAGAGUAACGUUUGGGAAAUGCUGAUCUCAAAUUAUUAGAUCCGAUGAUAGAAACGCCACUCCAAAAAUCUUGCUUCAAAAAUGUUUUUACAAUGUUUUUAUAUUUUUUUCUUUAUCAUAAUUUGUAAGUGCAAAAUAUGUGUAUCGAGCAGUUUGCAUGCAAUGAACUAUGCAACCAGUAAUCUGCUUGAAUAAAUUCAAAAAUGACAGGGGGAAUAUUGCAAUUUGGAAAAAGAUAGCUACAUUUCAUUCUUCUGAACAGUAAGAACAGCUUGAACCUAUUGAAGAUUUUAUCCAAUGUGUAUGUGAAAAUUAAAUUCACUGUCAGUUGAAAUCACCACUUGUUGGAUUGUGUCCUGCGCAGUACAAAUUUAAGACUGUCCAUUGGGGCUUCCUUUCUCUUUUCCUUAAGUGGAAUAUAAACCUACAGAAACUGAACUGUGAACAAAUUCUGGACUUGUGGAAGAUGGAUUAACAAGGCAGUGAAUCUGAUAACUAAGAAGAGAUAUUCCUUUCACAGCACAAUCCUGUACAAAUUUACCAAAUACCACUCUUCAGCGCAUUGCAGAUUUCAAAAUGUAUUGCUGAUAAGUUGUGUUUCUAGUAGUCCAAGAUAUGUUAUAUUGCAGUUUUCCAUAAAAUUAUUUUCUCUGUUUUCCUCUCUGAA